GAGGCAUUAGUUAGAAAAUUCAUAUUUUCCAAAGAAAACCCUUGAAUUUUCGUCUGCUAGAAGGGAGGGAGGGAGAGAGAGAGAGAGAGUUAGUCAGUCCUCUUACCAGUUUGAUACAUACUUGAGGGCCGCUUUGUCAAAUGUGAGAUUGAUUCAUGGUGAAGAUGGCCACAGCUUCCAUUUCUAAAACCCUAACAACAAGACUCCGUGGAAAUGGAAGUUUGAAGUUGAAGUUGUUCCCAUCCCCAUCGUCUUCCUUCUCCACCUCUGCCUCUCCUGCUAUCUCCUCUGCUCCACAACCUCCACCAACAUCCUCUACUCAACCUAAAGGUCAAGACACGCAUGGAGGAUCAAGAUGGUCAAAAUUGUUCCUUUUUGUUCCGGGAGCUCUCACUUUUGGGCUUGGAACCUGGCAGAUCUUCAGAAGACAAGAAAAGAUAAAAAUGCUGGAGUACAGGCAAAACAGAUUGGGAAUGGAACCAAUUAUCUACAACAACAUUGUUCAUUCGAGUGAAAAGUUGGAUUCUUUAGAAUUUAGAAGGGUAAUGUGUAAAGGAGUUUUUGACGAGAAGAAGUCAAUUUAUAUUGGCCCACGUUCAAGAAGCAUUUCAGGAGUGACUGAAAAUGGCUAUUAUGUCAUUACACCUCUUGUGCCAAUCCACAACAACCCUGAGAGUGCACAGUCGCCAAUUCUGGUAAACAGAGGAUGGGUCCCACGCAGUUGGAGGGAGAAGCUUUCAGAAGUUCCACAAGAUGAUGAACAAUCAUUAAAUACAGCAUCCACCUCAGUUCAAGACAAUGAAAGAAGCUCCUGGUGGAGGUUUUGGUCUAAGAAGCCUAAAAUUAUCGAGGUUCAAGCUCCUGCUAUUACACCUGUGGAAGUUGUUGGAGUAGUCCGUGGAAGUGAGAAGCCUAGCAUAUUUGUUCCAGCAAAUGAUCCGAGCUCCUGUCAAUGGUUCUAUGUUGAUGUUCCUGCAAUUGCUCGUACUUGUGGACUUCCUGAGAAUACUAUCUACAUCGAAGCAAUCAAUGAAAAUGUCAAUCCCAGCAAUCCAUACCCUAUUCCGAAGGAUACCAAUACCUUGAUUCGCAGUUCAGUGAUGCCACAGGACCAUCUCAAUUAUACAUUGACAUGUUCAGUGAUGCCACAGGACCAUCUCAACUAUACAUUGACAUGGUAUUCUCUAUCAGCUGCAGUAACAUUUAUGGCUUUUAAGAGACUAAGUCCAAAAAAGAAUCGGAGAUAGCAAGUUUUCAUUCUAGGAGAUUUUACUUUUGUUACCUGAAAAAAGAUUAUACUUCUGUUGAUUCAUAUUCUCGUUUCGGAUCACAUGCAAGAAUUUGAUUCUUUGGAAGAAAGAACCACUUAGUUCGCUACCUGGCUGCUUUCCUUGCCAAAGUGACGCUUUUUGUUGGCAACCAUUAUCUUUUUGCCUUGGCUGCAAUAAUCUGAUUCGGAUAAUGGUGGCUCGUACAUGUUUCAUGGAAAUAAUUUACCCUCCGAAUAUGUUACAACUUUCGCAAAUCUAUAGGAAUAUUGUACUUAAAAUUUUUGAGGAAGAUGUUCCCAGUCCCUUUUUCAUGCUUCAAAGAUAAGUUAAUCCACUGACUCGGGUGCGGCAAUUUUUGAACUAUGUUGUAUUAUGUUAUACUGUUACAGGUAUUGUUUGUUUAUGAGAGUUCAUUUUAUGUUAA
Messenger RNA from Cornus florida, 1695 nucleotides. Its product is annotated as surfeit locus protein 1. The record is from RefSeq and is a predicted model, not a curated record. The transcript has 7 exons. Bases 156 to 1247 code for a protein of 363 amino acids. NCBI's taxonomy places the organism in Eukaryota, Viridiplantae, Streptophyta, Magnoliopsida, Cornales, Cornaceae. Gene Ontology annotation, cellular component: membrane.